AUGAAACUCAGUCAACUAGUUGAGUUUGAUGCCACCUGGCGACAUAUGAUCUCCCGCGAACCAUUUGGCGAUGGCCUAGGUCAGCGGACACUCAUGAUUGUCCAGGGGUCUUCUUCCGAAUGGUUCUUAAAUAUAAUAGAUUUCGAAGAUGGUCUGAAAGAUUUUGACCCAAGAGAUGCCCGAAACUUCGAAACUCUUCCUUCUGUGCACCAGGCGAUGGCCUAG
Molecule: messenger RNA, 225 nt
Organism: Opisthorchis viverrini
Lineage: Eukaryota; Metazoa; Platyhelminthes; Trematoda; Opisthorchiida; Opisthorchiidae
Exons: 2
Coding region: 1-225 (74 amino acids)
Source: RefSeq, a predicted model, not a curated record